CCUCAGCCAGCACACUUAUUAGAUGACCCGUAACACUACCCUGUGUUCAUUCAUCAUUAUUCUCUGCGUUCUCUUCUCUGCUCUGUCGAGCUGUCGAGCGUCCCAUCUCCGUGCCUUCUUGUCGACAACAGACACCCGUUCGAUCAAAACGCACACACACACACGUCCCUUUGCCACCCCACCCCCCUCCUCUCUUCAGCUCCCUUCUUUGUCAGCUCUGUCUUCAACGACAACCCCCCCCCUUUCUUUUGCCUCGACACGACUACCAGCAGAGCCCGCCCCUUCCCAAAGUCUCGUCUCUUUCUGCGCCGCUCCUGUAGCCAUGGAGGAAAAAGACGAUGCUAGCCGUACGCCGCCCACGGUGGAGAGUCUCUUUGGCAGGCACCUCACCGACGACCUGCGAGAGCAAUUCCAAUCCACAUACACGCAUUGGAUCAGCUGCUGUGAACGCAUUGCCUUCUUCAAGGCGUUGGGGCCCGACGACUUGUGCGCCACUAUCACCAGGGCGCUGCCUGUGGAAAAUGCACACACGGACGUGCCUCCCGCUGGCUACGCGAUGCUCGUAACUGCCCUGGUCACCAAGGACUGGGGUGUCGACACCUUCCGCCCCAUUGUGAUGCGCGUGCUGACCGCUUCUGCGUGCGAGGCCAAGUCCUCCGUGAGCGUGAUGUUGGCAGCCUACACUGCGGCGACGGUGUGCGUCAGGAAUUCAACUGCUGCCCAGUGCGAGUCCCUGGUCCAAGGCUGCGAUCUGCAGGACAUCCUUCUCAAGACGAUGCUUCACCAUUCUGGCUCUCCGCUGGUGCUUGCUGUGGCCAUCGCGUUUGUGUACACCUUGGCGGAGGCGGUGCCCAACCACGUGCUCCGCACCUGCUUCACCGACAUCGACUUUGCCUUGCAGCUGAUGGGGCGGUCAGCCAUGACGCGGCUCAACGAACAAGCUAUGGUCCACUUUGUCGCCGAUGUCGCCCACCUCGCACUCCAGCACGAGCUGGUGGCGCCAAAGGCACUGGCCGAGCCCUUCCCAACAGUGCUGCUCCAUCGCCUGAUGAUCGCCGACCGUGACCCCACCAAGACGGAGGAUGCGCUGGAGGUGAUCACGAAGGUGGCUAUGGCACUGGGGAACGACAUAUACAACUGGAUGGACAAGCACAUGAAAUCCCUGUCUUUUGACCAAGGGCUGCUGGUGAAGGCUGCUGUGGAUGAGUUCUGGGAGGCGCCAGCGGAAGCGCAGGACGAAGCGGACGACACCAAGCAGAGGAAGAAGAUGAGGGCUGUGCUGCUUGGGACCCUUCUGAUGCAGGAUACGCUCCUCUACCAGGGCAAGAUCAUCUUGUUCUGCAUCCCCUCCAAGUACUGGCAGUGGUUGAUCUCGACGAUCGAAGACAUGACGUACACGGUGCCCGAGAAGACGCUAAUCUGGCGGGCGCUCAGCAACAUGCUGUUCACACACAGGCUCCCGGAGCGAGGGCGGGGACAGUACGGGGCGGUUUCCUGCAUCGACGACUUGGCUACAGCUGCCAGGCGCUUCCUGAAACGGUACCCAAAGUCUGGGACGUGCGUCACCGUGCCGUUGGCGACUGAAAUGUGCUGGGAUCUGAUGCGGCACCUCAUCACCAAGGUCAGGCAGAUGCUGGAAACUAGCGCCCCAAGCGAGGAGACGUGUGCCAGGCUUACGCUCAUCGGCCAGAUGCUUGUGGGUGAUGGCUGCGGUGCAUCUUCCUCAGACGCAGCUUGCCCAGACACACGCGCUUCAGAUGCAGCUACCCCAGACGCACGCCCUUCAGACGCAGCUUCUUCCUCAGGUGCCCGCUCCCCAGAUGAACGCGACCAACCAGGGCUCAUGUGCUUCUGUGGCUGUGGCAAGGUAUAUGUCAAACCGCCAACAAAGGCGGACGCGGAUCUCCUGGUGUGCGUGAUUCUCCAGGCCAUGCAGUGGCGCGGGGACGUCGGCGACUUGGAGGUGUCGGCAGCCAUGCAACUGCAAAUGCUUGUACCGUACAAAGCCAUUUGGGAGAGUGUGCUGGAGGUUGACGCCAUACCUGUGCUGCUUGGACUUCUCCGGCGCCACGCCAGGGGCAGGGACGGCGCCAGUGGCGACAUGGCGUGGUACAUGACGCAGGUGCUCACCACGCUGUGCACAGCGGGCACACGCGCACGUAUGCUUAUUGCCGAGACCCGCCUUGGCCUGACGACGCUCUUGUCCCUCGUCAGUGAUCCCUGGUUUCAUCUGACGACGGGACACCAGGCGCUCAUGCCUCUGGUCAGCAUCAUCACUGAUGCAAAGGCGAAGUCCGUGGCUCUGCCCACGCUCCGACAGCUCGGCGUAACCUCGAUUGACGAGUACAUCUCCGGCAUGUUCUCCUUUGAAAAGGUACCAAGCCCAGCCUCUGGCGAAGUCCCCGCUGACGUGCUGCAUGUAAUGCAGAGGCUCAAGGAGGACCGCGUCGCGUGUUUGGACGUGGCCGUUGACUUCCUUUACACGUUGCUCGACGAUUCGGAGGAAGACGCCCGAAAGGUCAGGACCUACUAUGUCCCUGUGUCAAGGACAACCCUGACCGCGCUGAUGGAGCGAGCCGCGAGCCUUGGUCGCGAUGACACCGAGAAGAUUGGCAACACUCUCAUGGUUGUGGAGUGUCUGCUGAACAUGGGCGGUCGGGGGGAGUCCAACGCACUGGAGUUCGUGGCGACUCGCCCCAUAAAGGCGUUUAUCAAGAUUGUGAGGCGCUUCAUGGGCACCGGUGGCGAAAUCUUCGCAGGCUGUGUCAGCUUGUCCCUCCUCGUCUUGGGUAGAGUGGGCAUACAGCCUGUUGCUGCGGUGUUGUGUGAUGUCUCGCGCAGACACCCAAAACUCUCGGCCGUGGCCACGCUCGAGCGUUCGCAUGACAUGAUCAAACAAUCGGGGAUCAGCUACUGUCCUUACGGCACCUCGUUCGAGAAGCUGCGAGAGUUGGUGGAGCUGGUGAAAGAGCAGUUGCGUGCAGUGAACCAGCCUGCGACCGGCAAUGCUUGAUGUGGUUGAGAGAUGAUGCAGUGUGUGCGUGUGUGUGUGUGCAUAGUUGUUGUUGUUGUUGUUGUUAGUGGUUGUUGUUGUUGUCGUUGUUGUUGGUGUUG
This is a messenger RNA of Salpingoeca rosetta, 3114 nucleotides long. RefSeq lists its product as uncharacterized. The coding region runs from base 23 to 3013 and encodes 996 amino acids. The transcript has a single exon. The record is from RefSeq and is a predicted model, not a curated record. NCBI's taxonomy places the organism in Eukaryota, Choanoflagellata, Craspedida, Salpingoecidae.